CCUUUAACGUGCGGCACGGAACUAAGUCAGUUUUAAUAGACGCACGCGGCCAGCAGGGGACUCUAACUAAUCAUUUCAACAAAUGGCACCUGUUCGGUUCAAAGGAAAAGUCUGGAGGCCACGGGACUGCGGCAUCCUAGUGCGCUCAAAACUGCAGUUUGACAACUUCUCGAGACUGAAAGACCCGAAGCGUGCUCGUUUGGCAAGUUUCCUCACAAAUAAAGAAACACCAAGAUAAGCGGAACAGGUGUAGUCGACAACUGCUCGACAAUCUUAGCCUUGGCAGCCACACAGCUUUUGAAACAUGCGGCUGUUUCUGCGCCGGCGCAUGUCUCCUCUGAAACUGGUGGUCCUCGGGGGGACUCUGUUCAUGGUGGCCCUGGUGGUUCUUCAGAGGGAUGUCGGCUCCUCGCCUGCCGGGGACCCCUGGUUUCAAGAGCUUGUGGACAAGGGGGACAAGGUGAUGGUCAUGGUCCGGGAGGCCGUCAACAACAUUGGCUUCCAGAUCAGAGCUCCGCAGCCACCACCGGCACAGGAGCAGAGCACCCAGGAUGCUAACUGCCCCGCUGGCUUCUACACGCAGGCUGAACUCAAGCCUCACCUGGAAAGACCACCACAGGACCCCGGAAGCCCCGGGGCUGAUGGGAAUGCAUUUCAAAAAGACCACAUGUCCCCAGAGGAGGAGAAGGAGAAGGAGGAGGGCAUGACGCGGCACUGUUUCAACCAGUUUGCCAGCGACCGUAUCUCGCUCAGCCGUAGCCUUGGGGAAGACACGAGGCCUCCAGAGUGCGUGGAGAGGAAGUUUCGCCGUUGCCCUCCUCUGCCCACCACCAGUGUUAUUAUAGUCUUCCACAAUGAAGCCUGGUCCACCCUCCUCAGGACGGUCUACAGUGUUCUGUACACAUCUCCUGCCAUCCUGCUCAAAGAGAUUAUCUUGGUAGAUGACGCCAGUACUGCAGAGCACCUGAAGAACCAGCUGGAGGAGCAUGUACGUCAGCUGAAGAUCGUCCACGUAGUGAGGCAGCCUGAGAGGAAGGGCCUCAUAACAGCCAGGCUGCUGGGUGCCAGUAUCGCUCAGGGAGAAAUUCUUACCUUCCUUGACGCACACUGUGAGUGUUUCCACAGUUGGCUCGAGCCCCUGUUGGCACGCAUUGUUGAAGAACCCACUGCUGUGGUUAGUCCUGAGAUCAGCACCAUUGACCUCAACUCCUUUCAGUUUCACAAGCCUGUGGCCACUAACCGCGCUUUCAACCGAGGCAACUUCGAUUGGAGCUUGACUUUUGGCUGGGAGGUAAUCCCAGAGGAUGCAAAGAAGCUGCGCAAGGACGAAACCUACCCUGUAAAAACACCUACUUUUGCUGGAGGUCUUUUCUCAAUCUCAAAGAAGUACUUUGAACACAUUGGAACAUACGAUGACAAGAUGGAGAUCUGGGGUGGUGAAAAUGUGGAGAUGUCAUUCAGGGUGUGGCAGUGUGGGGGUCAGCUAGAGAUCAUCCCUUGCUCUGUGGUGGGCCAUGUCUUCCGCACCAAGAGCCCCCAUACCUUCCCCAAGGGCACUGAGGUCAUCACUCGCAACCAGGUGCGCCUGGCCGAGGUCUGGAUGGAUGACUACAAGAAGAUCUACUAUCGCCGUAACAAGAAUGCUGCAGUUAUGGCCAGUGAGCAUAAGUACGGAGAUAUCUCUGAUCGUUUGAAACUAAGAGAGAGGCUGCAGUGCAAGAACUUCACCUGGUACUUAAACACAGUCUACCCAGAGGCCUUUGUUCCAGACUUAACACCAGAAAAGUUUGGAGCAAUUCGAAACUCAGGAUCUCAAACCUGUCUGGAUGUAGGAGAGAACAACAUAGGAGAUAAACCUGUGAUCAUGUACCAGUGUCACAACAUGGGAGGCAACCAGUACUUCGAAUAUACAAGUCAUAAGGAGCUGCGUCAUAACAUUGGAAAGCAGCUGUGUCUUCAUGCCACUCCCCAGCCAGAGCAGGUGAAGAUCCAGCUCUGCCAGCUGAAGGGGAAGGGCACCAGUUUGUCACCGCAACAGGAGUGGGUCUUUACAGAGGAAAAUCUUCUGAAGAAUCCCAGCAGUGGGAAAUGUUUACAGUUGAAAGGAGACCAGAUUCAGAUGGACUACUGUAAUGCUGCUGAUCUCUACCAGCACUGGACCUUCAGCUGACCUCAGAGUAUGCCCAUCAGGUGACCUCUGGCACCAUGUGCACCCUUCCUCGGACUCAGCCCUGAGGAGCCAACUCCACAUUGAUCCAGAAGGACUUCAUGCUGUGGACCUUGAGGGAUUUGGCUGCACUGAGUGGAUAAAUAAAGAUGAAGGCACAGUCACAUCUGUUGAAGAAGCUCAGGUUGACCUGAACUUGUUUUAAAUUUAUUUAUGAUGGAAACUCAGGAAAGACAUUUGAAGGUGGUUGGGGAUAUCCAGAGUGUGGACUUUGCAGGCAGGAGUUGCAGCUUGAUCAUGGCUGUGAACUGUAAUAAUCUCUACACUCCACUCUAUUUAGUGACUUUUUUUUUUUUUUGUCUGACAAAAUGUGACAAUAUGCACAAGUCUUACAUAAGAGUAAGAGAUGUCUGUUUUAUUUUGUUUUUAAUAAAAAUCCUAUUUUGUUGUGUCA
Messenger RNA from Lates calcarifer (barramundi perch), 2621 nucleotides. RefSeq names its product UDP-N-acetyl-alpha-D-galactosamine:polypeptide N-acetylgalactosaminyltransferase 6 (GalNAc-T6) (gene galnt6). The record is from RefSeq and is a predicted model, not a curated record. The transcript has 11 exons. Gene Ontology annotation, cellular component: Golgi apparatus. Bases 305 to 2170 code for a protein of 621 amino acids. Lineage: Eukaryota; Metazoa; Chordata; Actinopteri; Centropomidae.